Molecule: messenger RNA, 3753 nt
Organism: Formica exsecta
Lineage: Eukaryota; Metazoa; Arthropoda; Insecta; Hymenoptera; Formicidae
Gene: par-6
Product: partitioning defective 6 homolog gamma
Exons: 5
Coding region: 90-1064 (324 amino acids)
Biological process (GO): centrosome cycle
Molecular function (GO): protein binding
Source: RefSeq, a predicted model, not a curated record
AAUGAUUCAAGCCCAUUCAACCUCGUUGCCAAAAAUUAAAGGUGUCGACAGCGCGAAAGUACUUGUUAUCUUGUUGUCUCUACGCUGCUAUGUCCAAGAAACAGGACAAGGUGGACAACGGCAUCCUGGCCGUGAAGAGCAAAUUUGAGGCCGACAUCAUCAGAUUUUCCAUCAAUCGUAAUGAGCCUAUGAGCUAUGAGGAUUUUGGUAAACUGUUGGCAGAACGGCAUGAUUUAGGAGCAGAUUUUAAAUUUUUAAUUUGGUACACGGAUACAGACGGUGAUCUACUUCCCAUCAAUAAUGAUAACAAUUUGGCUAGAGCUGUAUUGACCACCAGGUGUCUGCUCAGAAUUUUUAUACAGAGGAAAGAUGACGAAGCAUGGGACAAUGGACACGGGACAAUAAAACCUAAAAACCUGAUAUCAAGUAUUCUGGGUGGCACACCAGGAAAGCCAAAAUCUAUCGCUAUUUCAAAUCCACAUGAUUUUAGGCAGGUGUCCGCAAUUAUUGAUGUCGACAUACUGCCAGAAACUUGUCGACGUGUGCGUCUUUUGAAACACGGUUCCGAUAAACCCUUAGGAUUUUAUAUUAAAGAUGGUGAAAGCUUCCGCAUAUUGUCUGGAGGGGGAAUUGAGAAAGUUCCAGGAGUGUUUAUCAGCAGAUUAGUACCAGGUGGUUUAGCAGAGAGCACAGGACUUCUAGCUGUAAAUGAUGAAGUCCUGGAAGUGAAUGGUAUAGAGGUUGCAGGCAAAACACUUGAUCAGGUGACGGAUAUGAUGAUAGCAAAUUCCUCCAAUCUUAUCAUAACCGUCAAACCGGCGAAUCAGAGGGCAGCGUUGGCUGCACCUCGCCGCGGUUCCUUUUCCCGUAAUAGUCAAUUAUCUUCGGGAAGUCAUCAAUCGACACAAAGCGCCGGUAGCGAUGAGGAGGCGGAUGAGAUUGUCGAUCUUACAGGUUUGACAAUACAGGACGACGCUUCGGCGUCGUCUACUCAACACCAUCAUUAUCAUCAUCAUCAUCAUCACCAAAAUUAUAGUCAUGAUCAGGGUGUUCUGCACCUUUAGGGUGAUGAUUAAGAGAGCAUAUCCAUUUUUGAACCCUCGAAAAGUGAAUACAUUUUCUUGAUUUUUUUGCAGCGCAAAAACUUGAUAGAAACUUUUUAUUUUUUUUUACAAUAAUAAUACAAUAUUAUUAAGUACUUAAACAAAAAUUUUCAGCUCAAAAAGAAUUUUUUUUUUAAAUUUAUAUGAAUAUUUGCAGAGCUCCAAUUUUAGAUGGCUGCACGGUGUGCAUGAAAACGUUCGUAGAUCAUAUUUGAAAUAAAAAAUACAAGUUUCUUUUUAUUAAACAUUAAUAGCUAUCAGCAUGAAAGCUGCGACGGGCUUGGCCGAGCCACGCUGAGCUAUGCCGAGCUAUCUUUCUGUUUGUAAGAAAAUUUUGUAACUUCGUCAAUUCUUUGAAUGUCUACAUCAGACUUGCUUUAUAUUGUUUUUGAAAUGUUAAGUUAUGAAAAUAUGCAAAAAAAAUCUAUUUUUUGAAAUUUUCAGACGGGUAUGCCCUCUUAAUUGAUUAACCCUUGAACAACAGACAGCGUGACAGCUACCGAAAACUGAGUCCAUUUUGAUCUAUAGCAAAAUUUUUUUAUACGUAUUGCAAAUUAAAAUUUUAUAAUGGAUUUUAAUCUGGGAUACAUAAAAAAGAAUAUAUAUAUUAUAUUCCUAAAUAUUUUUUUCUUAAAAUAUUACUGUGUGCUUAAACUUAAAAGGAAAAGGAAAAUAUUAAAAAAAUAAGAGUUACACAUAUUGAUAUUUUUGUAUAAUGCACCUAUUAAGUAUUUGUAUAAUGCAUGUAUCAAAUAUUUGUUUCGCAUAUGUUUUUAUAAAAUUUUAUAAAAUAUUCUUAAAAGAUAGAUCACAAGUGACUCAGAAUCUGCUGGAGGGGGUUAAAUUAUGCUCAAUUUAAUAGCGUCCGCUAAUAUUAUUCGCGAGAGAAGUUAUCUAGGAAUAAGGCUCUAUGGAGAAACACGUAUAUACGACAAUAAUCAUGUUGAUGGAAUUUUACGAAGUUUUUAGACAAGUUGAUAGAUGUAAGGAGAGUUUGUUGGUUACAGUAUAAGCUACGUCUUCGAACUAUAAAAUCAAUAAUUUGGAACAACUAAUGCUAUUCUAUGGCUUCGACUUUGAAAGAUGAAUGUCAUGCCUUGCAUGUAAAAAUCAUAGAAUGAAGAUCUAUAUAUUGUUAUAAAGUAUCGAGAUAAGGUAAAUAGAAAUAGAAAAAUAGCAAUCAAAAGAAAAAAAACAAUUUCUGAAGUAUUAUAUUAUAAAAGAAAUUGCAAUUGUGACUGAAUCGAUAUUUCAUGCAAAUUCCAAGUUUAAAAGAAAUGCGUGUGGAAAAGAGUGCUGUUUUUAUUAUGAGAAACAGCAAUUAUAAAAUCGUCUUUAUACUUUAUUGUUAUUCUAAUAGCAUUAUAUCUUAUAGAUGAGAAAGAAAACAAUGGAAAGAGAAAGUACUUAUAUUAUAUUGCAUUUUUUACAAUAUAUUUGUACUCUAGUGUCUUUUAAAUUAUAUUGAAGUUUUUCUCGAUAGUUGGACGUAUAGCUCGAUUGAUCAAAAUAUUUUCUUUACAUUUACGAAUCAUUCUUUCAUAAUAUUAAUUGAGAGCAAUUAAUUUAUCCAUUUUAGGAGAAAUUUGGAUUCCUUUAUUUCAUAAAGUAUUAUUUGAUUUAUUUGUCUAAUAUACUUGACAGAUAAAUUGAUAUCGACUAUAGUAUUCAAAGUAUCAUAAUUUUUUCUUUUAGUAAUUAGUUACUUGAAAUUAAUAUGUACUUAAAAAAUAGAUGAAUAUGAAAUGGAUGAUAUGAUUUUUUUUUUAUAAUGGAUAUUUUUAAAACUGAGAUAAUAUGCUUGUUCAUCAUCCAGAUGCUCACUAAUGAUACUUGAUUGUACAUAAUGCAUAGAAAAUGGGACUCAAUAAUUUGUCUCGACUGAAAGAUGUCUUUAUAUUAAUGUAAAUAAUGAUCGAUAAUAUUAUCGGAGAAAAUAUCGAUAUAAAUCUUUCUGUAGUUUAAUGACGAUACGAAAAACAAAAGUGGCCUUACAUUAUACAUCAUUCCAGCUACUUUUAAAAAUGAUAUAAAACUAUAAGUGUUCCCUUUUUUUUAUAACGCAGUCACACGUCUAUUCGUGUAUUUACUUCGUCUGCUCCACCACAUGUUUAGACUGUUGAAGUUUUCGAAUUUUAAUUUCAUUUUUAUCUAUGUUAUCUGUUAUCUAAUUGCAGACUGAGGAAAUCGUUUUAGGGCGGUAGAUAUCGAUGGAAACAUCAGGGGAAUAACGAUCCUAUUUUCAUGUGUAAAAUAUUGUUGUUUGUAUAUCUUGUGUGCCUUUAUCAAAGUGGAAUUAAUAUUAGGAAACAUUAUUACAUUCCAAUUAUAUAUUUACACCGUUGAAAAGAAAAGAGAGCGAGAUAUAACGUUUCUAAGAAAUCUAUACUGCCUUCAUAGUUAUGCGCGAAUCUAUUUUUAUAUGCACUCGAUCCCAUUUUUUCUACUUAAUUCGGAAAAACGUGUGUGUGUGGGUAUAUGUUUGUGUAUGUGUAUAUAAUAUCUCCUAGAUAUAUUAUUCUCUAUUGAAUUAGUUUUUCGUAAUCGCAAGGUAUCACUUGGACUUCCGCGAUAAGCGCAUUUUUAAUGGCGCUAUCGGUUACCAAAUUAUUGGGUGCGUUCAGGAGACACAACCGUUGAGCAUCGUCUU